Molecule: messenger RNA, 5234 nt
Organism: Larimichthys crocea (large yellow croaker)
Lineage: Eukaryota; Metazoa; Chordata; Actinopteri; Sciaenidae
Gene: pskh1
Product: protein serine kinase H1
Exons: 4
Coding region: 884-2197 (437 amino acids)
Biological process (GO): protein phosphorylation
Molecular function (GO): ATP binding; protein kinase activity
Source: RefSeq, a predicted model, not a curated record
GGAAACGCCCUGCCGCAGUUUACCGCCUUGACUCGUUGUCUGGUCGAAAAACACCGUCCCAGAAAAAAAAGGAAAAAAAAAAGUUACCGACUGGAGCAACUGGGCAACUUUUACAGUCAACUUUAUCUCUGAAAACAACAACAGCAACCACACCAAACUCCAGCGCUGACUCCAAAAUGGCGGCAUCAAAAGCGGGGGUUUAUUCGGCGGGAAUGAAGUCGGUGAAGAAGGACGCGGUGAAAAUGGAGAGCCCAGCUGAGUGAGCGGGGAGCGGGGAGAGCAGAGCGGGGAGCGGGGAGAGCAGAGCGGGGAGAGGGGGCUGGAGCUCCGGGAGUCCUGCCCUGCUGCUAGCAGGCUAGUUAGCAGGCUGAAACAGUUCGCCGUGUCGGGAUAAGUUCCGAGAUCUUCCUUUCGGCGUUCUCGGUUGCGGUGAGGCGGUGAGUUGCGGUGAGGCGUCUGCUGACGGUGCUGCUUGUCCUGAUGGAUCGAAGCAUGAUCCGAUGAUCGUUUAUUCUGUGGAAGUUCGACCUGAAUCUUUCGCCUGAGCAUCCGUACUGUCUCGUUUUCUCUCAACACCUUACGCCGUCCGAGAUGGGGCCUCGGUAGGUUCUUCAAGGAGCUUGAGGUUCCCCCGUCUGCUGGCGCUCAGCGUAUAUCCAUGAACCUUUCUAAACCGGACUCAGUCAGACGUAUCGGGCACGUUCAUACUGCCGAUGCCAGCUCAUCGGGGGAUGUGAUCGGCUUCAUUCAUGAACCCUGUGUCUGAAUCUGGGUACGGCCUGGAUGUUGGAUGCCCUGAGUGUGUUGAAGCGGCUGUUGCGGUGAUGAGGCAGGGCUCCUGGUGGCCUGUGAGGCUGACUGGGCAGCGGCCCAAGGUGAUGUGAUGGGGUGCAGGAACAGUAAGGUCCUCCCUGAGCCUCCAGGGGAUGUUCAGUUGGACCUGGUCAAAAAGGUCGAUCCUCCCCAGCCUCCUCAGACAGAUAUCUAUAAGCACUUCAUACGAGGGGAUGGCACUAGGAGCAAGAUGGGUGUGGCUGGUGGAGGAGGAGGGGGUGACAAGGCCGACUCCACCUCCCCGUAUCAGGCCCAGGCCCAAGCUGCCACUCCCACUGCUUCCGCCCAGCCACCCAAGGACCCGUCCGAACUGUCUGACCCUCAGCGGAAAAAGGUGGCAAAGUAUCGAGCCAAGUUUGACCCUCGGGUCACCGCCAAAUACGACAUCAAAGCUCUGAUAGGUCGCGGGAGUUUCAGCCGGGUGGUUCGCGUGGAGCACAAGAGCACGCGGCAGCCGUACGCCAUCAAGAUGAUCGAGACCCGUUACCGGGAGGGGAGGGAGGUGUGCGAGUCGGAGCUGUGCGUCCUGCGACGCGUCCGUCACACCAACAUAAUCCAGCUCAUGGAGGUCUUCGAGACGGCCGAGCGCGUCUACAUGGUGAUGGAGCUGGCCACCGGAGGGGAGCUCUUUGACCGGAUCAUCGCACGAGGCUCCUUCACGGAGCGGGACGCCACGCGGGUCCUGCAGAUGGUGCUGGACGGCGUCAAGUAUCUCCACACGUUGGGGAUCACUCACCGAGACUUAAAGCCGGAGAACCUGCUCUACUACCACCCCGGAGCCGAUUCCAAGAUCAUCAUCACUGACUUUGGUUUGGCGAGCAGCAGGAAGAAGGGCGACGAGUGUCUGAUGAAGACCACCUGCGGCACGCCGGAGUACAUCGCGCCCGAGAUCCUGGUGAGGAAGCCCUACACGAACGCCGUGGACAUGUGGGCGCUCGGGGUGAUUUCGUACAUCCUGCUGAGCGGCACCAUGCCCUUCGAGGACGACAACCGCAUGAGGCUGUACCGGCAGAUCCUCAAGGGGAAGUACAGCUUCUCUGGAGAGCCGUGGCCCAGCGUGUCCAACCUGGCCAAAGACUUUGUGGAGCGGAUCCUGACCGUGGACCCCAGCGAGCGGCUCACCGCCGGCCAGGCCCUGAAGCACCCGUGGAUCGUCAGCAUGGCCGCCUCCUCCUCCAUGAAGAACCUCCAGCGCUGUAUAUCCCAGAACCUCCUGAAGCGGGCGUCGUCACGCUGCCACAGCACCAAGUCGGCCCAGUCCACUCGCUCCAGCCGCUCGACCAAAUCCAACAAAGCACGGCGGGUGCGAGAGAAGGAGCUGCGUGAGCUGAACCGUCGAUAUCAGCAGCAGUACAACGGCUGAACCGGGGACCGUGACGGCCCACGACUGUAGCGGACCUUAAACUUUGGGGGAAAGAGCACUACAAUGACUAGCACCAUUCAAAGUUUUAGUGAAGUCCCAAAUCGUUGCCUUAAAGAGGACAAUGACCCAACUGGAUCCAUGUCGACCAGCAGAAGUUGACUGCUGCCCGUUGAGACUUCAAUGAUCGGACAAUGGCAGCGCACCAGAAAAGUUUUGAACUUCCAUCAUCUCUCCAUCCAUUCCUUUACUUUUUCUCUGGCAGGAUGGUGCCUUCCACUCCUUUUUGCUUUGGUUCUUUCAACCUUUGUGUCUCUACAUAUUUAUUUAUUAUUGUUGACAUGAUUAUUAGUCUCCAUUCAAAUGGUCACUGGAUAAUGACCUUCCACGAGGAUCUGUUGAACAGAGUUCUGGGUACUGAAGUUUGUAAGAAGAAAGGGAGGGUGGGGUGACAGAUCCCCGCCCCUCACUCAUUCCUGAUUGAAAAUUGCUGUGAAUUUAUUAUUGUACUAAUUGUACAGACCUUGUCUUCAGAUGUGGACCACACCCCGCGAGGUCAAAAUGAAGCCGUGUUUUUUGUUUUAUUAGUCACUUCUAAGCUUAUCUAAUCUUGCCAUUAUUGCUCUGUUGAUAUCAAAAGAUUGUGAAGCUGUUCAGUGUUAAGUCUUACAUGUAUUAGGCCACACAGCCCUGCUCAGUCAUGAAGUACACAACAUCCGUCCAUCCAUCUUCCUCCACUCUUCACCCUCAUCAUCUCUAAGGCUGAGCCCGGCCACCCGGUGGAGGAAGCUCAUUUCGGCCGCUCAUAUCCACGAUCUCAUUCUUUCGGUUUGGACGUAGAUGGACUGGAAGAUCAAGAGCUUUGCCUUCUGGCUCAGCUCCCUCUGGACCACAACGGUCCAAAAGGGUACGUGGUAAUGCUAAUGCUUCCGACUGCCCUGGCUCUUGAACUGCAGGUUCAUCGAGACCCUGAUGUGGAUAAGCAGAACGGUAACUUUACAGAAGAUGGAUGGAUGGAUGGAUAAAGGGCAGGAGAUGGAGGGAAAACUCCCAGCAUCACGACUGUGCCAGUGGAACAGAGGUUAGGUUUGUGGUUGAAGCUCCUCGGCUCGUCGUGGGGAGCCUCCUAAAUUUGUUUUGUGACCAAAAUGAAGGAAACCACUGAAAUCAAAUGAGUAUUAGUUUAUAUGAUUUAUAAAAGCAUAUGCAAAGGGUACCUUUUGUCUGUAAGUGCACUUAGAUCUGAACAAAGUCCAAAGGUAUGUUUAGAGAUGAGCCCUAGUUUUAAUGUUGAUUGUAAAAGAAUGAGUAUAUUCGGUUACUGUUGCAGUCCCAAUACAUAUCAUGUGUAGAUAGUCCUCAUCCUUAAUAAGGUUUUGUGACUGCUGCGUUACUCAGAGCUCUUAUCUAAAAUAAGACUCAGACUGGGGGUUUGUAAGAUUGUGGUAUGGUUGAAAUAGUAAAGUAUUACAGUAAGUGAAUUUUCUGAACUUAAAUCCAGUGUUGUAGUACUCGAGACCAGUCUCAGGACCACGUGUUGAAUGUCUCUGUCUCGGACAAAGAGGACUGUGUGGAUAUCACCGGUGUUUCCCAUUAAUCACUGAGUGAUGUCACAAAGUGAGGUCAGCAGAGUUCAGGUCGAGGCUUCACCACAAGACCACGAGCCAACAUUUGGUUAGCCAUCUAAGUACGCUGUAUAUUGCCUGGUCUUGGUCUUGACUUGGUCUCGACCCCUCGAAGUCUCGGCCUUGACUUGGUCUCGACCCCUCGGAGUCUCGGUCUUGACUUGGUCUCUCGACCCCUCGAAGUCUCGGCCUUGACUUGGUCUCGACCCCUCGAAGUCUUGGUCUUGACUUGGUCUUAAAGUCUUGGUCUUGACUUGGUCUCGACCCCUCGAAGUCUCGGUCUUGACUUGGUCUCGACCCCUCGAAGUCUCGGUCUUGACUUGGUCUCGAAGUCUCGGCCUUGACUUGGUCUCGACCCCUCCAUGUAUGUGGUGGUUUUGGUUUACGUGGUCUUGACUAAACACUGCUUGAAACAGUUCAAUCAAACGGCUUGUUAACUCACCUCCAAACUUGGUCAAAAUGUAUUAAUGAAAUUAGAUUUUUGAAUAUUUGAGGAAAAAGUGCUGAGGAUCGUCAGACCACAUCUGUACUUCACUAACAUUGUUUGUCUGUAUCGGACCUGUUAGUUUUAGUUUUCUUCUGUAUUUUGUCUCUUCAGAACUCUCCCAGAGUAAAUCGAUGACUACAGUGUGGUCUUUUCUUCUUCAUAUGAGCAUUUUGCUGUGAUCUCGCCCAGACUAUUAAAGUGUGUCGAUGCUGUUUGUGAACUUUUUUACUGGAAAACUUAACCGAGCCAUGUCAGCUGACCUCAGUUCUUCCUUUCUGUUUGUUUCUUUUCUUUCUUUAUUUUCCCCUUCGAUGUCAGAUUUAAAAAUCUUCAUCCCACUGCUGUUAUCAGUUCGGAUGUCUACGACUCUCGAUGGAACUAAAAGACGAUAAAGUGAGGCUGACGUUGGAGAUACUCCACCCAAAAUGUUUUUCUUUCUUUUUUUGUUGUAUUUACGCACACACUCGCCUUGAAAAGGUGCAAGUCAUUUGUAAAAGAGAGAUUUUGAGUGAAGUAUCACUUCAUCGAUGGCUCCUAGAGCGCGGCAUCUACGUGAAGAAACAUUUGUAACCUGUUAGAAAAUCUCCGCGAUCAUCUGGACUCAAACAAAUCGCUGUGGUCAAUGAAAAACCGAAUCAGUCCAUCAGAGGGUUUGCAGCACAUUUUUGUAAAACUGUUUUUUGUUUUUAUUUUAUAUAUAUAUAUAUCUGUGAUUUUUAUAUAAAUGCUGUCGUUCCUAAAUGAAGUAGCCAACUCGACACUGUUACCUGAAAACAGUCGUUCAUCUUUUCUUACUGUGUCUAAAUGAAUAACACUUUGAUUCUUCUACCAUUAACUUUUUGUCUGUUUGUUUUUUAUUUUAUUUUUUUAAACGGUGAGUUGUAUGUGCCAAUAAAACACUCGAACCUGAACGCGUUCGCAGAUCGCA